Molecule: messenger RNA, 1592 nt
Organism: Telopea speciosissima
Lineage: Eukaryota; Viridiplantae; Streptophyta; Magnoliopsida; Proteales; Proteaceae
Product: 3-isopropylmalate dehydrogenase 2, chloroplastic-like
Exons: 11
Coding region: 33-1253 (406 amino acids)
Biological process (GO): L-leucine biosynthetic process
Molecular function (GO): NAD binding; 3-isopropylmalate dehydrogenase activity; magnesium ion binding
Source: RefSeq, a predicted model, not a curated record
CGCUCGCUCGCCGGUAGUCUGGCUCUCCAGCGAUGGCUUGUCUGGGAUACAAUGUGAGGCUCUUUAAAGCUACUGGUUUUCCCUCCAGACCAAGAGUUCAUCCAACACGACGUGCAUGUAGCAUCCGCUGUGCAGUUUCUCCAGUCACCAAGCGCUACAAUAUCACCCUGCUUCCCGGUGAUGGCAUUGGUCCUGAGAUCAUGGCCAUUGCCAAGGACGUUCUUAGCCUUGCAGGAUCUCAAGAAGGAAUUGAAUUUCAGUUCAAGGAGAUGCCUGUUGGAGGAGCUGCACUGGACUUGACUGGAGUUCCUUUGCCGGAUGAAACCCUUUCGAUAGCCAAGCAAUCGGAUGCCGUUCUCCUUGCAGCAAUUGGGGGGUAUAAAUGGGAUAAAAAUGAGAAGCACUUAAAACCGGAAACUGGUUUACUUCAGCUUCGAGCGGGUCUUGGAGCAUUUGCCAAUUUGAGGCCGGCUUCUGUAUUCCCACAAUUAGUUGACUCUUCAACUUUGAAGAGAGAGGUUGCUGAAGGGGUUGACCUUAUGGUUGUGAGAGAGCUUACUGGCGGGAUUUAUUUUGGAAUGCCAAGGGGUUUUGGCACAAAUGAGAAAGGUGAGGAGAUUGGUUUUAACACUGAGGUGUAUGCUACUUAUGAGAUUGAUCGGAUUGCCCGUGUUGGGUUUGAGACUGCUCGUAGGAGACGGGGAAAACUAUGUUCUGUUGACAAAGCAAAUGUUUUGGAGGCAUCAAUUCUGUGGAGGAAAAGAGUGACUGCAAUUGCCUUGGAAUACCCUGAUGUUGAGCUUUCACACAUGUAUGUUGACAAUGCAGCAAUGCAACUUAUUCGUGAUCCAAAGCAGUUUGAUACAAUUGUCACCAACAACAUCUUUGGAGACAUUUUGUCUGAUGAGGCUUCAAUGCUUACUGGAAGUAUCGGCAUGCUUCCUUCAGCUAGCCUUGGUGAAUCGGGACCUGGACUUUUCGAACCCAUACAUGGCUCUGCUCCUGAUAUUGCUGGGCAGGAUAAGGCAAACCCAUUAGCAAUGGUGCUCAGUGCUGCAAUGCUUUUGAGGCAUGGCCUUGGAGAAGAAAAUGCUGCAAAGAAAAUAGAGAAUGCAGUGUUAGAGACUCUGAAUAGAGGGUUUCGAACCGGUGACAUAUUCUCUUCUGGAAAGAAGUUGGUAGGUUGCAAGGAGAUGGGCGAAGAAGUUCUCAGAUCUGUUGAUUCUGAAAGACCAAUUGCCGUACUGAGUUGAAAAGCAUGAUCUCCAUUGCCUUAAAUGAACAGCCAGAGUGGGUCUUAUCCAUUACUCAUCUAGCUAGUCAACGACGAGAACUAUAUAGCUUAGAUAUAGCUUGGUGGGAAACUAUGUUCUUAGAACUUGAAAGAUGCAUCACAUGAGCUUUUGGAGAGAUAAUUUGUGCCCUUGUAUUUUCUCCUGUCAUCAGUGUGGUUCGAAUGGUCACUAAUUUUGUUGUUGUAUCUCAACUACUAUGACUAGAAGCAACAAAAUGGGGCUGAUGCAACCCAUUCUCAACCCUUUGCAUGAGUUUUUAAAAGGACAGUAAGUUGGUAAUAUGAAGUUAGCUUUUUC